UUUCGGCUGAGGUGGCCUCCGCCCUCCAGCGCUAUGGAAUGUUUUCAGAUCCUAGCCCGCCUCCUACACCGAGCUGUGAGGCGACCCCAGCGAGCCCUGCGCGGGCUGGCAUUGGCCCGGCCCCCUGGACUUCUCCCCACCGCCUCCUGCUUCGGCCUCUGGGCUGGAGGGCCGCUUCCGGGACACUGCCGAACCGGACUGCCCGGGAUUACUCGGGUCCAGCAGACUUGUGAGCCCCAGCAUCCCAGUAUAUCAGGAGAUGUUCUUCGACUCAGUACUUCUGAUGCUUCCCAAGCCACCUUAGCCAGUGUAGCACCAAUAUUUACUGUGAUAAAAUAUGACAAAGAAGGAAAUGUUUCUUCUUUCGAAAAAAAGAAAAUAGAAUUAUACCAGGAAUUAGGUCUUCAAGCCCGAGAUUUACGAUUUCAGCAUUUAAUGAGUAUCACAACCAGGAACAAUAGGAUUAUCAUGAGAAUGGAGUAUUUGAAAGCUGUGAUCACUCCAGAGUAUCUUCUGAUAUUAGACUAUCGUAAUUUAAAUUGGGAACAGUGGCUAUUUCGGGAACUCCCUUUACAGCUGGCUAAAGAGGGUCAGCUUGUCACGUACUCCUUGCCCUUUGAGUUUAGAGCCAUAGAAGCACUUCUGCAGUAUUGGAUGAACACCCUUCAAGGGAAACUUAGCAUUUUGCAGCCUCUCAUCUUUGAGAACCUGGAAGCUUUAGUGGAUCCCAAACAUUCAUCCGUGGACAGAAGCAAACUGCAUAUCUUACUACAAAAUAGCAAAAGCCUAUCAGAAUUAGAAACAGAUAUUAAAGUUUUCAAAGAGUCAAUUUUGGAAAUACUAGAUGAAGAAGAAUUGAUGGAAGAACUCUGUCUAACCAAAUGGAGUGAUCCUGAAGUCUUUGAGAAGAGCAGUACAGGAAUUGACCAUGCAGAAGAGAUGGAACUGCUUUUAGAGAACUACUAUAGAUUAGCUGAUGAUCUUUCCAAUAAAGCUCGGGAGCUCAGAGUAUUGAUUGAUGACUCAGAAAGUGUUAUUUUCAUCAAUCUAGACAGCCAUCGUAAUGUGAUGAUGAGGUUGAACCUACAAUUGACCAUGGGAACCUUCUCUCUUUCACUUUUUGGACUUAUGGGAGUUGCCUUUGGAAUGAACUUGGAGUCCUCCCUUGAAGAGGACCAUAGAGUUUUUUGGCUGAUUACAGGAAUUAUGUUUAUGGGAAGUGGCCUCAUCUGGAGACGUCUGCUUUCAUUCCUUGGUCGACAGCUAGGAGCUCCUUUACCUCCUGUGAUGCCCUCUUUACCUAAAAAACCUCUCCAAGCAAGUGGAAGAACAGAGAUGAAAAAUAAUUUCAGGCCAAAUGGACUUGGAUCAAGCAAAAGUAUCCUAACAAACCAAUAGGAGCAGUGAGCAAUAACUGAUCUUUUAUUUUUGGUGGUUGACAUAAGAAGCUUUCUGACACUGUUCUAUUUAUUUGCUUUUUAAUAAAACUGAAGACUUGAAAAAAAUUACUUACAGUUAAAAUAUAACCACCGAAAGUCAGUAUGCUAUGGCAGUCUUAAGACUAGGAUUUUUGUUCAUAAAGUCAAAAUUCAGUGUGAUGGA
Molecule: messenger RNA, 1602 nt
Organism: Gracilinanus agilis (Agile Gracile Mouse Opossum)
Lineage: Eukaryota; Metazoa; Chordata; Mammalia; Didelphimorphia; Didelphidae
Gene: MRS2
Product: magnesium transporter MRS2
Exons: 12
Coding region: 34-1398 (454 amino acids)
Biological process (GO): mitochondrial magnesium ion transmembrane transport
Cellular component (GO): mitochondrial inner membrane
Molecular function (GO): magnesium ion transmembrane transporter activity
Source: RefSeq, a predicted model, not a curated record